Molecule: messenger RNA, 759 nt
Organism: Arachis stenosperma
Lineage: Eukaryota; Viridiplantae; Streptophyta; Magnoliopsida; Fabales; Fabaceae
Exons: 1
Coding region: 1-759 (252 amino acids)
Source: RefSeq, a predicted model, not a curated record
AUGUCGGAUGGAUGGACUGAUAAAAAAAGGCGUAGUAUUUGUAAUUUCUUGGUGAACAGCCUUAAAGGAACAGUUUUUCUUUAUUCAUUGGACACUUCUGACAUCUCGAAAACAACGAAUAAAGUUGUCAAAAUGCUAGAAGAUGCCGUAGAAUUUGUUGGUGAAGAGAAUGUAGUCCAAAUUGUUACAGAUAAUGCUGCUAAUUAUAAGGCUGCUAGAGAAAGAAUGAUGGAGACUAGAAAAAGUUUGUACUGGACACCAUGUGCUGCACACUGCAUAGAUUUGAUAUUGGAGGAUUUUGAAAAGAAGCUAAAGGUGCAUGAAACAACCAUAAAAAAGGGAAGAAAAAUCACCACUUUUAUCUACUCCCGGAGUAUGCUCAUUAGCAUGUUGAGGAAUUUUACAAAGGGAAAGGACUUGGUUCGGCCAGGUGCCACAAGAUUCGCCACUGCCUAUUUGACUCUCACUUGUCUUCAUGAUAAUAAAGGACCGUUGAUGACUAUAUUUACUUCUGCUGAUUGGAAGACAACUAAGGUUGCAUCAAUGCCUGAAGGAAUAAGAGUCCAAAACAUGGCCUUGGAUAGUAGGCUAUGGAAGAAUAUUGUCAUAUGCCUCAAAGCUGCUGCUCCUCUCAUUACAGUCCUUCGCUUGGUUGAUUCAGAUGAAAAACCAGCCAUGGAUUUCAUCUUUGAAGGCAUGAGAAACGCCAAAGAAACAAUCAAGACUAACUUCGGUUGUGUUAAAAAGAGAUCAUCUUGA